AUGGCGGUAGGAGGAGCUGGAGAAGGAGGAGGAGACGGGGGACUAGUGGACGAGAAGAGAUCGUCUAUAACGGGGUCCGAGACGCCGCCGCCGUCGACCAAGCCGGGAGAGCUGCAGCGGGGGCUGUCGGGGCGCCACCUCAACUUCAUCGCCAUCGGCGGCACCAUUGGCACGGGUUUCUUCCUGGGCAGCGGAACCGCUCUGUACAAGGCCGGACCGCUAGGCUGCCUGCUCUCGUACCUCUUCGUCGGCACCAUCAUGUACUCAGUCAUGGUGUGCCUGGGCGAGAUGGCCACCUUCAUCCCGACGGCCGGCGCCUUUUCGUCCUACGCCACUCGCUUUGUAGACCCGUCGCUGGGAUUUGCCGUGGGCUGGCUCUAUUGGUUUAGCUGGGCCAUCACGUACGCGCUCAGCCUGACGGCAGCCGGCAUGAUCGUGCAGUACUGGAACCCUGACAUCAACAUCGGGAUCCUGAUUGCCGUGUUCUGGGUCGUUUUCACGGCCGUCAACUACCUGCCCGUGCGCAUAUACGGCGAGCUCGAGAUGUGGCUGUCCAUGCUCAAAGUCAUCACCAUCAUCGGCUUCAUCAUCUUCGGCAUCUGCAUCGCCGGGGGCGCCGGCGAGGAAGGGCGACUGGGCUUCCGGUUCUGGGGCGACCCAGGCCCGUUCGCCGAGUACAAGGUCACGGGGGCCGCGGGCAAAUUUGUGGGCUUCUGGGCGGUGCUGAUCCAGGCGUCCUUUGCGUACCAGGGUGCCGAGCUGGUGGGCGUUGGCGCCGGCGAGGCCCGCAACCCCCGCAAGACGGUACCUGCCGCCAUCCGUAACACCUUCUGGGGCGUCCUCUUCCUCUUCUGCGCCACCAUCUUCCUGCUGGGCAUGCUCGUGCCCGCUAACGACGGUCGGCUGCUCACGGAGGCCUCGGACGCCUCGGCCUCGCCCUUGGUCAUCGCUGCCGUCCGCGCCGGCGUCAAGGCGCUGCCCGACAUCAUCAAUGCCGUGCUGCUGACGGCGGUGCUCUCAGCCGCCAACUCCAACGUCUACUCUGGCAGCCGCAUCUUGGUGGCGCUUGCCGAGGAAGGCCAGGGGCCUGCGUUCCUCAAGAAGAUGACGUCGGCUGGUAUCCCGUACUAUUCCGUGGCCGUUACGUCCGCCUUCGGUCUUCUCGCUUUCUUGAAUCUCUCGUCAGAGGGUGGCCGCGUCUUCAGCUGGUUCCUCAACAUUAGUGGUGUUGCAGGACUUGUGACUUGGGGAUGCUGCUGCCUGUCUUAUGUGGGAUUCAAGCGCGCUCUCGAGGCGCAGGGCAUUCCUCGCUCCGAGCUACCCUACAUUUCGCCGUGGCAGCCCUACAAUGCUUGGUACGGGCUGUUCUUCUGCUGCCUCAUUGCUCUCACCCAGGGCUUCACAGUCUUUAUUGAGUGGGACGUUAGCGACUUCUUCGCCAACUAUAUCAGCCUCAUCUUCUUCGCGAUCCUCUGGCUGGGCCACAAAAUUGCGCUGCGGCAGCCCUUCGUCAAGCCCAUCGAAGCGGAUCUAGCCCGGGGACGCCAUCUCGAGGGCGACGAGCAGCUGCCGGGCCAGGUACCCAUCCCAAAAGAAGCGUAA
Messenger RNA from Lasiosphaeria miniovina, 1602 nucleotides. Its product is annotated as amino acid permease/ SLC12A domain-containing protein. Gene Ontology annotation, molecular function: amino acid transmembrane transporter activity. The transcript is spliced from 2 exons. Lineage: Eukaryota; Fungi; Ascomycota; Sordariomycetes; Sordariales; Lasiosphaeriaceae. The coding region runs from base 1 to 1602 and encodes 533 amino acids. Gene Ontology annotation, cellular component: membrane. Gene Ontology annotation, biological process: amino acid transmembrane transport. The record is from RefSeq and is a predicted model, not a curated record.